GGCUCAGUUCGCUCCUCUCUCUGUGUUCCCCAUUUUACUCCCCAAAACCCCGAUCUCUUCAAACCCCGUCUCUCUCUCUCUCUUUUUUUCCCCUCCUGCUCAUCAUCUCGCUUUCGUUCCAAUUUGCGACCGGUGUUCUCGCCGGCGGCGGCGUCCUUGACUUCCGACUGAUCCUAUCUCCGGCGACCUGGUCUGUUGAUUACUCAUCGUGUCUCCCAGAUAUUUGUGCGGAUGGCCAACAAUCCUUCCGGGCCACAGUUCAGACCUGUGGUUCCACCUCAACAGGGUCAUCCAUACAUGCCUCCGGCAUCCCAUCAGUUCCUCCCUGUUGGACAAGGGAUGGCUGGACCAAACGGUGGAAUGCCAUCACCCCUUUUUGCGCAGCCACCACAGCAUAUGCCUCAGAGGUCUGGAGCUCCAGGUCAAGGUUUCCCUUCGUCGCAAGUGACUCCAAUGUCAUACAUGCAGCAAGCUAGGCCACAACACAAUGCACCAGUUGCAAACAACCAUUUGCCUAAUUUAAGUGGAGCUGGAAUGUCUCUUUCUUCAUCGUAUACAUUUGCUACCUCCUAUGGCCAGCCACCAAAUACUGUCCAGGCUACAUCACAUUACCUACAAGUCCCCCAAAUGCAGACAUCUAUUGCACCUGCAGGGGGUCAGACUUGGCCUGCACCUGAAACUCAGAAUUCGCAGCUUGGUCCCCCUCUCAUUCAGGCUGGACAGCAGCCUUCACCUAUGGCUGGCAUGGUUCCUAAUUCAGGCGCACAUCCUAGCUCCAAUGAGGCAUCCUCUUCUGAUUGGCAAGAACAUACAGCUGCUGAUGGGAAAAGAUACUAUUAUAACAAGAAGACCAGGCAAUCCAGUUGGGAGAAGCCCAUUGAGCUGAUGACGCCCCUUGAGAGGGCUGAUGCAUCUACUGAGUGGAAGGAGUUCACAACUGCAGAGGGACGAAAAUAUUACUAUAACAAGGUUACAAAACAAUCCAAAUGGACUAUUCCUGAUGAACUCAAGUUAGCACGAGAACAAGCAGAGAAGGAGGCAGCUCAGCUUAAUGUGACACAAACAGCAGCUUCUGCUGAUACAGCUACUUCUUUGGCCACAGCAAAUGUUGGGACUCCUAAAGUGACAUCUGCAGUAGCAUCUAGUCCAGUACCAGUGACGGCUGCUAGCGCUGUCAUCCCACAAAAUGUAACAGCGUCAGGAUCUCCACCUUCAAUCAAUAUACCUUCUGUUACAGCUUCUUCUGUUACCUCUGGAACAACAGACGUAGGUGUGUCUCUUGGCACUCCUUCCACACCAUCACUCCCUGUUUCUGCAAGUAAUGGAGUUCUUUCUGUUGAAAUGGAUGCUACAACAACUGCAGUGGACAAUGAUGAACGUUCAUCUUUGCCAAACAUUGCAACCCCGCUUGAUGGAGCUUCUGCUCAGGAUUUGGAGGAAGCCAAAAGGGGUAUGCCUGCAGCUGGAAAGAUAAAUGUCACUCCUGUAGAGGAAAAGUUUGUGGAUGAGGAACCUCUUGUUUUUGCAAACAAACUGGAGGCAAAAAAUGCCUUCAAGUCACUUCUUGAAUCUGCAAAUGUAGAAUCUGAUUGGACUUGGGAGCAGACCAUGAGAGUUAUUAUAAAUGACAAGAGAUAUGGUGCUUUAAAGACGCUUGGGGAGAGGAAACAAGCAUUCAAUGAGUACUUGGGCCAAAGGAAAAAACAAGAUGCUGAAGAGAGGCGCAUCAGACAGAAAAAAGCACGAGAGGAGUUCACUAAAAUGUUAGAGGAAUGCGAAGAACUCACAUCAUCCACCCGAUGGAGCAAAGCCGUAACUAUGUUUGAAGAUGAUGAACGAUUCACUGCUGUUGAGCGGCCUGGAGACCGCAAGGAUCUCUUUGAAAACUAUCUGGUGGAGCUUCAGAAGAAGGAAAGAGCAAAAGCAGCAGAAGAGCACAAGCGAAACAUUGCAGAAUAUAGAACUUUUCUUGAAUCAUGCGACUUCAUCAAGGCAAACAGUCAAUGGAGGAAAGUUCAGGAUCGCCUGGAGGAUGAUGAGAGAUGUUCUCGACUUGAGAAAAUUGAUCGACUGGAGAUUUUUCAGGAGUAUAUUCAUGAUCUGGAGAAAGAGGAGGAGCAGCAGAAAAAGAUGCAGAAGGAGCAAUUAAAACGGGCAGAACGCAAAAAUCGGGAUGCAUUCCGCAAGAUGAUGGAAGAAGAUGUUUCUUCAGGUUUGCUUACAGCUAAAACUCACUGGCGAGAUUAUUGUGUAAAGGUCAAGGAUUCACCAUCCUACCUAGUGGUGGCAUCAAAUACGUCAGGUUCGACACCUAAAGACCUCUUUGAAGAUGUUUCAGAGGAGCUUGAAAAGCAGUACCAUGAUGAUAAGGCUCUGAUCAAGGAUGCGAUGAAGACUAAAAAGAUUGUUCUGACGACAACAUGGGAUUUUGAAAGUUUCAAAGAUGCUGUUUUGGAUGAUGAGAAUAUGAAGGGAAUAUCAGAGAUAAACUUAAAGCUCGUAUUUGAUGACUUACUUGAAAGGCUGAGAGAGAAGGAAGAGAAAGAAGCCAAAAAGAAGCAACGUCUUGGAGACGAUUUCACAGAUCUUCUGCAUUCAUUCAAGGAAAUAACUGCAUCUUCAAACUGGGAAGAAAGCAAAGUGUUUUUUGAAGAUAGCCAAGAGUACAAGUCCAUUGAUGAGGAGAGCUUUGCAAAACAAAUAUUUGAGGAGUAUGUUGCACACUUGCAAGAAAAGGCAAAAGAGAGAGAGCGCAAGAAAGAAGAAGAGAAGGUGAAGAAAGAAAAGGAACGAGAAGAGAAAGAGAAGAGGAAGGAGAAGGAGAGAAAGGAGAAAGAAAGAGAACGCGAGAAGGAGAAAGGAAAGGAGCAAGACAAAGAAAGGGAACGCGAAAAGGAGAAAGGAAAGGAAAGGUCUAAAAAGGAUGAAUCAGAGAUUGAAAAUGUUGAUGAUAGUCGUAGUGGAAAGGACAGAAAGAGAGAAAAAGACAGAGAUAGAAAGCAUCGAAAGCGUCAUCACACUUCAGUAGACGAUGAAGCCUCCGAUAAAGAUGAGAGAGAGGAGUCGAAGAAAUCGCGUAGGCAUAGCAGUGAUCGCAAGAAAUCUAGAAAGCAUGGAUAUACUUCAGAUUCUGAUACCGAAAUCCGUCACAAAAGGCACAGGAAAGAUCGAGAUGGGUCUCGUAGAAAUGGUGCUUAUGAAGAGCUUGAAGAUGGAGAACUUGGAGAGGAUGGGGAAAUCCGUUAGUGUUCUUUACCUUAAACCUUUUGGGGGCUUGAUAUUACAUUUGCAAUGAUUAACAAAGCUGCAUCAGAUCAAAGGUCAUACAAAUUUCUUAGUUUUGCUUAAAAAAAACCCCCACGAAAACAGUCGUAGCUUAAGAUGUUUUUUGCACAGUGAUGUCUGACAAUGAGUGAAGUGAUGAGCACUGGAGUCAUAGAGUUCAAAGUACAAUUCUGCUGCUUUAGCUUCUCUUCUUUCCAUGUGAUGAUUAUGUACUUGUUUCGAGGGUGCCAUGUUCAAUUGUUAAUGGUUAUAGUAGUUUUAUUUUCAA
Messenger RNA from Asparagus officinalis (garden asparagus), 3553 nucleotides. RefSeq names its product pre-mRNA-processing protein 40A. Gene Ontology annotation, cellular component: U2-type prespliceosome; U1 snRNP. The transcript has 28 exons. Lineage: Eukaryota; Viridiplantae; Streptophyta; Magnoliopsida; Asparagales; Asparagaceae. The coding region runs from base 232 to 3246 and encodes 1004 amino acids. The record is from RefSeq and is a predicted model, not a curated record. Gene Ontology annotation, molecular function: RNA binding; protein binding. Gene Ontology annotation, biological process: mRNA cis splicing, via spliceosome.